AUGUAUAGUGAAAUAUCUUCUUCUUCACCCGAGGACGUAGCACACUACCUUGAAAGAAUAUCUGAAUCUUGCAAAUUCCCCACUUAUAGUAGUUCUAACCAUCUUUCUCCACCUCCGUGGGAAGUCCUCGUCCUUGUCUCUCACUACCUAGACCCCAAAACACUAGCCAUAGCCUCCUGCGUCUGCAAGUCAUGGUCUAUUUCCAUGUCUUUAGACGAUCUCUGGAAACCCCCCAUCAAUCAACCAAGCGUCGCCAUCCUUGCCCACCUCGCAUAUCCCAUCGACGACCUCGUCUUCGCCAUCGAAAUCUUUGAUAUUGGAAGUUGUCGCACUCUAGUUCUAACCAACGACGGCAGAGACCUCGAUACUCAUCGGCGCGGCGUGUUUCGAUUCGAAGUUGACGUCCAAAGCAGUGAUGUAGGAGCACGAGAGUUGUCAACAGAGAUGAUGGUGGUGACAUGGCCUGUAGUACUUAAGGGAUGGAAAGGAAUCUUCUCCAUGAUGGUAUGUAAAGUGAAAGGUAUGCUUGUUCCCGGCGGCGAGAAGUGGUUCACGGAGGAGCUUCCGGCACCGGGGUGCUGUGUGUACGCCGGAGCAAGUGGCUUAGUUUCAGAGUUAGGUUUAGGGUUCAGUGAUGGGAGUAAGAUGAGGAGAGUGGAGAAGGUGAGUAUCGGUAUCAUGAAUAUAGGGAGUUGCAGAUAUUUGAGUGUUGACGAUGGUCUAAGGUACCUGCAACAGUCAUAUAGAGAAACCUAA
Messenger RNA from Macadamia integrifolia, 756 nucleotides. RefSeq names its product probable F-box protein At5g04010. The coding region runs from base 1 to 756 and encodes 251 amino acids. The record is from RefSeq and is a predicted model, not a curated record. Gene Ontology annotation, molecular function: protein binding. Gene Ontology annotation, biological process: gibberellic acid mediated signaling pathway; SCF-dependent proteasomal ubiquitin-dependent protein catabolic process. Gene Ontology annotation, cellular component: SCF ubiquitin ligase complex. The transcript is spliced from 3 exons. NCBI's taxonomy places the organism in Eukaryota, Viridiplantae, Streptophyta, Magnoliopsida, Proteales, Proteaceae.